Alternaria hordeiaustralica is the source of this 300-nucleotide messenger RNA. RefSeq lists its product as uncharacterized. NCBI's taxonomy places the organism in Eukaryota, Fungi, Ascomycota, Dothideomycetes, Pleosporales, Pleosporaceae. The record is from RefSeq and is a predicted model, not a curated record. The transcript is spliced from 2 exons. Bases 1 to 300 code for a protein of 99 amino acids.
AUGGCACCUAGGAAGAAGACGAAGAGGAAGGCCAACAAGCGCGUCAAAGUCACGCACCCUCCAGUCCCGGACGCUGGCGAACAACGUACCCGGGGAAAGAGGAACCGACCCGUCAUUCCAGACUCUGAUGAUGAGCUGGCCACUGAAGACGAGACCGAGGACGGAAGCCCCGUUCCAUCGCAGACUCAUAUUAACCCGGGUUUGAACGACGUGCGAAGAUGGAUCGCGUAUUAUGUCGUACAAUACUACGUCGUAGCCUCGCGAAACAAAAAGCUGAUCCAUGACGCAACCACCCAGUGA